Molecule: messenger RNA, 771 nt
Organism: Dentiscutata erythropus
Lineage: Eukaryota; Fungi; Glomeromycota; Glomeromycetes; Diversisporales; Gigasporaceae
Source: the annotation of a GenBank genome assembly
AUGUGUUUGCAAGAUGAUGGCUUAGACCCAUCUCAUUACGUCUCAGCGCCAGGAAUGUUUAAUAAUUCCCUAUACAAGAGCAGUAGAGCCGAACUCAAACUCAUGACAAAUAUGGACGAGUACUUGAUGGUUGAGAAUGGUAUUCGUGGAGGGAUGACAAUGGCGAGUCAUCGAUAUGCUAAAGCUAAUAAUCCACAAUGUCCAGACUAUGAUCCUAGUAAACUGAAAUCCUGGGUCUUGUAUGAAGAUAUGAAUGCCAUGUAUUCAGGUGCAAUGACCCAAUACAUGCCUACUGAGAUCAUAGGUAAGGUAUAUCCAGAGGAAAUACCAGAUAUCCAAAGUAUUGCGCCUGAUGCUGAAAUUGGUUAUACGAUUGAAGUUGACUUAGAAGCUUCAGUACACUUACACGAUUUCUUUGCAGAUUAUCCAUUAGUACCGGAAAAGCAAACAAUACCUGAAAACUGGCUUAGCUCAUAUAACAAAAGAUUAGUAUAUGACAAAGAAGUAGGAGGAAGAAAAUAUGUAACAGUUACAAAGAUUCAUAGUGGGUUAAAAUUCCAACAAUCUCUAUGGAUGAAAGAAUAUAUUGAGGAAAAUAUUUAUAAACGCAAAAUAGCAAAAGCCAAUGGUGAUGAAUUCGAGGUCAUAAUUCGAACCCUUCCCUAUGGAUAUUGGCGAAUUGGAAUAUAUAAACACCUGGUAGCAUCUGAAAUAGCUCCCGAGGAAGCAGAAGAAAAAGCUAUGAAAGCUAGACUUCAUUUCAAGGAAUAG